AUGGCCGCCCUGCCAGACAUCGUUGGGUUCAUACAAACCCCUGUCCUGUGGUUCCAGGGACAGAGGCUCCAUGCUCCGAUGGUCCGGCAACCCAAGAAGUUCCUACCGACGGUCAAGCAGAUCAAGGCAAUGAGGAAGGCAGAGACAGAUGAGCGGGACCACUACUUCCUGGCACUUUACGUGGUGAUCCUGGCCAUAACCACGCUGCUCGGCACGGCUGUCAUGUAUUUAGGACCGAAAUGUCGGCAGUGCCUCCGCUGGCAAUCACAUAGGUAUGAACGACUUGAGCUCGGGGGGAAACAAAGCCGCGAGGUUUCAAGGGUGAGCUCAGAGGAGCACGAAGGAGAUGACCAAAGUGAUGACUUCAUGAGUUUAGACAUUCAGCGGCUUUUGACCGCAUGGACCUUCGGAUGCACGGCCAUCGCCUGUGGAGCCACCUGCAUUUACUCCCUGCAGUCCGGUCGGUUGGACAAGACUACCGGCCUGGACUGGGAGAUGUAUGCGGCCCUCAUGCUGGGAGGGGCACUAUGUUUGGUUGCGCAAGCAGUCGUGGCGGUGCUCCUGUUGCCGAACGACCACACCUUCCCAGUGACAGCCUUUGUAGAAUCAGCGUUUGUGUACUUAAUGCCCUUUGUAUCGGAUGGUUUUGAUACGUUGAAGGACACCAUCUUUUCAUGCCUUUGUGUGCAAUCAGACCACCUCCUCUUAAAGGGCAUUGGUGUGGCUAGCUGGAUUUACCUUAUGGUAAUCCAUGGGGUUUUGCUCAGGCAAGACAACACCCUGGCCGAAUUGGCUGGGUGUUACCUCCCUGCGCUGAUGGCGCUCCCUGCAGAUCCCACACCAGAAGAUUCAAAUGGCUCAUGUUGUCAGAGCCUGUCUUGUCAGAAUUUUUCUGACAUGUUCUUCCAACUUCUUUAUAAGCAAGUAACCCCCACCAAGAGGGAGUUGCUCCUGUGGGAGAAUGUGCCCCAAGGGGUGGCCGCGAUCUUCUUUCUCUACCUCGAGGGUGGGUCCUUGUUUGUUGGGGUGAUCAACCUGGCCAUCCCAGUUGGGCAGGUUCUUGCCACAAACGUUUUCUUUAGACCGCUGCGAGAUCUAGUCGCUCCGAAGUUUGCCAAGAAGCUAUCGGGCUUCUUGUCCAAGCCAGACUUUUUAAGGGCAAAGCUGCUGUGGCGCGAGGCGAGGCUGGCAUCGUGUCGGUUUGCACGAGGGUCGGGAUUCAUUUCGUGA
Durusdinium trenchii is the source of this 1230-nucleotide messenger RNA. NCBI's taxonomy places the organism in Eukaryota, Dinophyceae, Suessiales, Symbiodiniaceae. The record is from the annotation of a GenBank genome assembly.